Molecule: messenger RNA, 523 nt
Organism: Tachysurus fulvidraco (yellow catfish)
Lineage: Eukaryota; Metazoa; Chordata; Actinopteri; Siluriformes; Bagridae
Product: sarcolipin
Exons: 2
Coding region: 204-302 (32 amino acids)
Cellular component (GO): membrane
Molecular function (GO): enzyme regulator activity
Source: RefSeq, a predicted model, not a curated record
GAGGUGCUUCAUCAUCAGAGUACUUUUAGGGAGAGAAGUUUUGCAGUGAGCAGUGCGUCACAGAGAUCUGCACAAGAUAAGAGAUGAUCGAACCAAAGAAUUGAGAAGAAGAUUUCUGUCUCUUAACCACACAUUGAACCGAGAAGCCUUUUCAGCAGAAGUGUCCCUGCCCCUUCUCACUGUGACACGCUCAUCUGAGAGAGAUGGACCGAACCACACAGGAGCUCUUUCUGAACUUCAUGAUUGUGCUGAUCACAGUUCUGCUCAUGUGGCUGCUUGUCAGAUCCUAUCAGGAGGCAUGAACUGUUCAGUCUGGAGUGAGAGCAUGUGGAGGAGCUGGCCACCGUGAUCAGCCCGUGCCGACUGAGCUCCAAAUGAACAAUCGAAGAAUAAUUCGAUGGUGACCCUUUACUUGCUUUUGUUUACUUUUGCACAACUUGUGAACCAUUUGAAUUUCCAAAAAAUGUUAACUUCAUAGAUAUAAACUUAAAGUUGUGCUUCCAAUAAACUGGAAAACAAGUGA